GGCAUUGCAAAUUGUAGGAAAUAAUAGAUUAAUCUUUAGAUUAACAUCUUUUCAGGUCGAUUAGUAGUAAUUACUGUUUAUGUUAAAAAUCUGAUUGUGAACGUAUUAAGUGAAAGAAAAUAACAGAGAUAUACAUGAUGAAAAAAUACAUUUGUUAUUUUUAAAAAAAUAUGUAUCUAAUAAAACUGAUGAUAAAAUUUUGAUAUAAGCAUGGCAUUGUCCAUUCUUGAUUAUACGAUUAUAUUUAUUGUAGAUUUAAACAUCUUUUAAUGUGUUGUCAAGUGGUCAGCUGUUUCCGCUUUGUUAAUAUACAUACAUACAGCAAACCAGGACGAGUCUAGAGAGAGCCCGCCUAAUCUCUCUUAAUUAAAUCAGUCAUUAUUUUCUGUGAUAGAUUCACAGAGGAAUAUGAGAAGUGCGUUAUGAAUGUGAAUAAAUGGUAUUUCGUUCUUUAAUUUUCUUUUGGUUUCACGGAUAAUGUCAAGCGAAGCGCGCGAAACAAGCCCGUUGAGAAAUGCUGAUAACUUACGCUCAACUAUACCGGAUUCAGGAAGUAACAACGUGGCUGAAGAAUCAAGUCAAAGUUCCACGAUAGAACAAAAAUUGGCAAGCAAGAUGUUUUCUUAUGCAACGGAAAUAAUUUGUUUCAUUCUUGCUGUCCUGUUUACUGCACUAGCUGCGCUUCACAGUUCACCACCAAAAAUAUCGAAACCUCCAGCGGCAAGACCAUUUUUCAAUCAAAGUUCCAUUGUUUUAGAUUUUUACAAAGGUCAUUUAAGUGCUAUGAUAGAAAGAGUCACAGAUACAGAAUUUAGUUUUGUUAUGUAUUAUGCUCCAUGGGAUGCAGAAAGUCAAGUAGUACGGGAUGAAUUUGAAAAAGUAGCUGAGUAUUAUUAUCCACAGAUAUUUUUUACAGCUAUUAAUUGUUGGCAUCCAAAUUCAGAAUGUAGAUCUCAAUACAAUAAAAUACAAAGUUAUCCAGUUCUUAUACUUUAUCCGGCAAGAGAUUCAGGUAUACAGUACAGAGGCAUACGCACUGCACCAUAUAUGAUUCGAUUUCUUCAUGCAUUUAUAAAUCCAAUUAUUAGGAUAACAAAUAAAGAAUAUAUAAAGCAAUUGUUAGUUACUUAUGAUGCUGUAAUUGUAGGUUAUUUUAAUUUUACUGGAGUGGCUACUAGUCCAGGAUAUAAAGAAUUUUAUAAAUCUGCUAUAAGAUCAUUAGAACAUGAUCCUAAUAGAGAGAUGGCAUUUGCUGCUGUAACAAAUGCUUUAUCCAGUCAAUCCAAUUAUGGAAUUAUAAAAUCUCCUGCUGCAUCUUUAUUUAUGUGGAAUGAAACUCGGAACUAUCCAAAUGAUAAAGAAUGGACGUCAGAAAAUAUAUUGAAUUGGAUUAUUAGCUCAGUUCAUCAACCAACAUUAUGGCUUCAACCUCCUGGAAUCAAAGCUCUAACUUUUGCACCUUAUCUUCGAGAAGGACCUGUUUUGUUUUUGUUUACACCACGUAAUCCUUUACAUUAUGAAAAUUAUAAUUAUAAUCUGAUUAGAGAAGUUGGAUUACAGUAUCAUAAUUGUGCAAAUGAUCUUUCAAUGAAAGAUAUUAUCAUGCGUCUUCAACAUAAACGCUAUACAGCAAUGUCCCGUUACAUUAAAAAAAGCGAAAAGUGUACCCAUCUUGUAAGUGAAAAUGAAAUGAAAAAAAAUGAACCUACAAUUAGCGUUUCUGUUCAACAGUGGAUUAAUAGUAGCUGUUGUGCAAAGAUUUUUAUGAAUAAGUGUGUUUUAUGCAAAAAAGAAGUACUGAAUUCAGUGGAUAGGAAAUUAUCUGUCUGUACUUCUAUUCACGAAAAGAAUGCUUAUGUAUGUAAAAAAAUAGAUAUUUUUACAAUACCAAUAUCAGAAAACACUCAAACUGAACAAGAAUUUUGUUGUAAUCAAGAUCAUAUUUCAAUAAAUUUACAUGAAAGUAUGGAUUUGAAAAGUUCAGAGUAUAAAAUAUUACCGUCUGAUGAAAAUGAUCGACAGUCUCCUAUCGCAAUAAAACAUGCUCUCUUAAAAGAAAACUGUAAAAGAUGGUUUGCAGCACAUAGAUAUCAUGAGCCAGUUUUUCCUCAAGAUUCUUUUGAAAAAUCUAAUAUAAGUUUAUUAAAACCUUUAUGCGAUAUAAAUAAAACAUUCACUUUGGUAGCAAUUGAUAGUCUACAUUAUUUCCAUUUUGCAGAAGGUUUGGGAAUUGAUGUUUUGAAAAAAAAAGAUAAAACUGCUGCUAUCAUUUUAGAUGUUGCUCAAGAAAGUGAAUAUGUUAUGCAAGAAGAUUUUAAUAAGAAUGCUGUUAUUGAAUUUAUAAAUAAUUAUACUCAAGGUUUUUUACAACGCACAUUACGAUCUGCUAACUCACGUUGUUUUGUACAAAAAUUUAAAACCAAGAUUAAAUGUAGUCAGAAAAAUACGUUGAAAAUAUGUAUACCAGAUUUGACAAGUGAAACAUUCUUGGACACUAUCUUAGAUGCAACUAAGGAUGUGGUUGUAAUGUAUUACUCUCCUUAUUGCGCAUUUUGUAGUGCAAUAUCUUAUGUUUAUUUGAUGGUAGCACAUUAUUUGUUCGCAAUGGAUCAUCUUAUGUUUGUACGUAUAGAUGGAGACAAUAAUGAUUUACCAUGGGAAUAUAGCAUGAAUCGCUUUCCAUCUAUUUUGUUUUUCCCAGCGAGAAGGAAAGAGGAUAGUACAGUAUUCCCAUUUUCUUUACCUAUUAACAUUCCAAAUUUACUUAAUUAUAUAUUAGCAAAUUUAGAUGGAGAUUCACGUGUUGAAGCUUUAACAAAUAUUUGUUUGUUAAAUGCUAGUGAUCCACCAGACAAAUGUAUUGUUCGUAUUCGUUGGCUGUGUUUAGAAAUUAUUGAACAACUUCUACAUGAUUAUAGAAAACUAAGGCGACAUUUAAAUUUCAUUGAUCGAAGAACUGCUAGAAAUAAGAAAAAAAUUAUUUUAUUAAAAUUAGAACAUAUUAGAUACAUACAUUUAAUAUUGGGAUCAACUAUUGACCUUGCUGAAGAUCAACAUAUAGUUCAUACGAUCCGAAAAAGAUUUAGAAAAUAUUAUAGAAUUCUUAGAUUAUUAGAAUUAGAUAGUAAAAUUAUGUCCAAUAAAACAAAAGUUAUGCGAAUUGUACAAAACAUUAGUACUCCUAAAGGAAAAAUACUGAAAAAUGAAUUGUGAUAUCUAC
Molecule: messenger RNA, 3220 nt
Organism: Vespula vulgaris
Lineage: Eukaryota; Metazoa; Arthropoda; Insecta; Hymenoptera; Vespidae
Product: thioredoxin domain-containing protein 11
Exons: 10
Coding region: 478-3213 (911 amino acids)
Source: RefSeq, a predicted model, not a curated record